GGGAGAGCAGGAAAUGGCAAACUCCCAGUAUGAGGCAAAGCAUUCCCAUCGCAGCAAUUGGUCCACAGGAGCUAUAAAUUGGUCUCCUCCAGAAACAGAUCAAAAUUUGUCUUCUGGGAGAGUGGCUGGAAACUGAAGAAGCCAUGGAGAGGAACAGUGCUGCCUUUCCACCAACACCAGACCCCACGCACCACUUCCACGUAGCCCUGCUGGAUCAGAGACAGAGGCUGCGUGGCCAAAUUGCUCACCUUCACAAGGCAGCUCGUAAACUCAACAAGCUCCGCAAGAGGUCCCUGAUUGCCAAUGUCAGCGGGAGCACCCUGACCGCUGCAGGAGCAGUCACAGCCAUCCUGGGGCUGUCCCUGAGCCCGGCAACGCUGGGAGCCUCUCUCCUGGCCUCGGCUGUGGGCCUGGGCCUGGCCACAGCUGGAGGGGCCGUCAGCAUCACUUCCGACCUCUCCUUAGUGCUCUGCAAUUCCCGGGAGGUGAGGAAGGUGCAGGAAAUUGCAAUGACUUGUCGGAAGCAGAUGAGGGAAAUACUCGGCUGCCUGGAGUUCCUUCGCCGGGGGCAGGGCCCAGGCGACCCCACGCUGCGCCAGUCAGAGAAGAGGGCAUCCAUCUCACUCUACAACUCCGUCUGCUUCAUGGUCUUCUGUGGCUCCCACAGCUUCCUCGUGCCAGAAUACACAAAGGAGGUCACCAAAGUAAGCCAGGCUGUGCUGAAGGCCAAAAUCCAGAAGCUGGCUGACAACCUUGAGACCUGCACCAGGGCAAUGGAUGAGGUCUGUGAUCUUCUUGAGUCCAGAACAGAGCUUUCUCCCUGUACAAGGAGACUCAGCUUGGGUGCUAAAACUGCUGCCGAGAUCCUGAGACCAUCCUGAAACAGUGUUUGGCCCUUAUUAAAACUGGGUUUGGAGACAUUACAUUAUUAACUGUAACCAUUAGCACCGCUACCUGUUUAUUACAGUUCACGGUGUUGAUGCCAUGAGGUGGACGUUCUGCAACCCCCUGUUUCCCCAGCCAUCUCCACUGCUCUGCUUCCCCAAGGCAGCAAAAAGAAGUAGGUCAGGAGGCUGAUGAAAUACUUGAUGCUGACUGAACUUGGUUAGUAAACAGCUUAUGAAUCUGUGUGAGGUACAGAGGCUGGAGUACCCUAAAAAAGCCAGCAGCUGCCAAUUUCCAGUAGAGAAUCCCAUUACCAAGGUACAUCUGGAAAUGCUGUAGAAAGAAGCAGCUCCAGAUAUGACAGACUGUAUGGAUAGUUCACCAUCGCAGGGUGAAAGAGCAGGGCCAGAAUUUAUCCCUUAUGAAGAAACUUCUCCAGACUGAGAACUGUGAUGUUUGUAUUCUAUUUAUUUACAUAGAAUGAUUUUAAGGUUAUGAUAUUGUAUUUAAGAGUGUAUAUAUAUACAUAUAUACAUACAUACAUACAUAUAUAUGUGUGUGUGUGUGUAUUUUUUUUUUAAGGAGGCCUCUGUUCUAAAGGAAAGCUGUUGUUUUUUUAGAGUAAAAGCAAGUCUGAAGCACGUGAGAGCAAGUUACCUGUUAUUUUGCUGUGAGGGAGGGCAAAUCCCUGAAGGAAAAGGAAAGCACAACCUGAAUGCUGGCAGUUGUAAAAUAGGUGAAACACAGUCAAACAGUGACAAUAGAUCUUAGGAGCCAAAAGAGAGAGGAGAAGAAGAGUGACCCUGGGAUCAGAGUCUGCCUCAGGGCACUGGUGGAAGGAAGCAGUUGUAUCUCCUGCAGCAGGAAGGGAAGCGUAGGUUGGUGUUACUGGUCUAAGCCGGAGCCCCACUGUGAUGGGAGCACCCCUGGGAGGUGGAGGUGCCACUGUCCAUAUAGUCAAGCAGCCUAUGAGACCCACAGUGCAUCAUCUGUGAGGAGGGAGGCAGCACUCCUGGAAAGCUACACAUACUCCUAGCAGUGCUUCCCAGGGAAGGCUCCAUAUUAGUGAAACAUAUGCGGGUACUAAUACUCAGGAGGGGUAGAGAGGAGUAGGAUGAUUCAGUGGCAGAGCCCCUACACAGCAGGAGCAAGGACUGGGACCCUGUUUCAAGUGACUGUUCUGCUAAAUACACCCUCUUUGGUUUUGAGCCAUCAGUACCUCAGUUUCCUGUCUAAAAAUGGGAAUAGUAGCACUUCCCUACCUCACAAGGAUGUUUCUGGGAUCAUCCCACUGAGAAGUGCCCAAGCAUGGUGAUGAUGGGGAUCAUGUCUACCUGAAAGAGGUACAAGGAAGAGACCCUGAAACUAGCUUGAGGCGACUAGAAGAAUUAAUGCAGAGGUAACUCCCUCCACAAGCAUGCCCCAGUGGAUAAGGGAAACUUCCCUGUGCAGACACAAAUCCAAAUAAUUGGGGAAAUCUACUCUGAAAUUCUGUAACACUUACCAGACUCUUAGGGAGGGCAACACUCCAUUUCAUAAAGCUUGAACCCUUGUCCUUUUUGUCUUUUCUUUCCACGAUAUCAACAUUUGUGUUAAUAUGUUGUAGGAAGAAUAAAAGCUCUGGUUCCCCAGAGUGGGACUCAAAUGCUUUUGAUAUCCCUGCCUGUUUGACAGAAAUUAACAAGUACACUGCUGAUUCGAAUAAAUGAAUAUGAAGCA
Poecile atricapillus (Black-capped chickadee) is the source of this 2604-nucleotide messenger RNA. Its product is annotated as apolipoprotein L domain-containing protein 1-like. Gene Ontology annotation, molecular function: lipid binding. The transcript is spliced from 2 exons. NCBI's taxonomy places the organism in Eukaryota, Metazoa, Chordata, Aves, Passeriformes, Paridae. Gene Ontology annotation, cellular component: extracellular region; membrane. The record is from RefSeq and is a predicted model, not a curated record. Gene Ontology annotation, biological process: lipid transport; lipoprotein metabolic process. Bases 144 to 881 code for a protein of 245 amino acids.